Molecule: messenger RNA, 1309 nt
Organism: Eruca vesicaria subsp. sativa (arugula)
Lineage: Eukaryota; Viridiplantae; Streptophyta; Magnoliopsida; Brassicales; Brassicaceae
Source: the annotation of a GenBank genome assembly
AUGGACUCGUCCUCCAUGAAAAACAAACCGCCGUCUACCGGAUCACUCGUAACCAUCCUAAGCAUUGACGGCGGUGGAGUCAGAGGAAUUAUGGCCGGAGUGAUCCUUGAGUAUCUAGAAAAGCAGCUUCAGGCGCUCGAUGGAGAAGACGCGAGGCUAGCAGAUUACUUCGACGUGGUAGCCGGAACUAGCACCGGUGGCCUCAUAACGGCCAUGAUAACUGUACCAGACGAGACCGGACGUCCUCGUUUCGCGGCCAAAGACAUUGUCCCAUUUUAUCUUCAACAUUCUCCCAAAAUAUUUCCACAGCCCGGAGGAGUGGCUUCUUUGUUACCUAAGCUUCCAAAGCUUUUGUCUGGUCCAAAAUACGAUGGAGUGUAUCUACGGAAUCUACUAAAUGAUCUUCUUGGAGAGACAAGACUUCACCAGACACUCACAAACGUUGUCAUACCUACCUUCGACAUGAGGAAACUACAACCCACCAUCUUCUCCUCUUACCAGGUAAUGGUUGACCCUACCUUGGAUGUCAAGAUAUCAGACAUAUGCAUUGGAACAUCUGCUGCUCCUACUUACUUUCCUCCUCAUUACUUUCUCAAUCAAGAUAUUAAAGGCAAGACUUCUGAGUUUCACCUAGUUGAUGGCGGAGUUACUGCUAAUAAUCCGACUCUGCUGGCCAUGACUGCUGUGUCUAAGCAGAUUGUGAUUGAUAAUCCUGACAUGGGUGACCUCAAGCCGUUAGGUUACAACAAGUUUCUCGUUGUGUCGAUAGGAACAGGGUCUGCACUAAAAGAUAAGAAGUAUAGCGCAAAAAAGGCUGCAAGAUGGGGAAUCAUAUCUUGGUUAUUUGACAAUGGAUCUACUCCUUUAUUAGACAUUAUUAUGGAAUCAAGCCGCGACAUGGUUGAUUUCCACAGUUCUGUUGUGUUCAAAGCUGGAAAAUCCGAAGACAAGUAUCUCAGAAUCGAUGAUGAUAAAUUGGAAGGAGAUGCAAGCUCUAUGGAUAUAGCAACAAAAUCCAAUUUAGAGGAUCUUGUGAUGAUUGCAGAGAAGACGCUAACAAACAGAGUUGUGCAAAUGAACAUCGACACUGGUAAAUAUGAACCUGUUCCUGGAAAUGUCACCAAUGAUGAAGAGCUCAAGAGGUUUGCGAAAAUCCUCUCGGAUGAAAAGAAAUUAAGGAUGCAAAGUGACGCUAUGCAUAAAGUUUCAUCAAGUUGAAUGCAGCUUUGAUCGCUCGUGCUUUUAUUAUGUUUAGUUGCAUAAAAUAAUUGACUGUAUAUGUCAACAAUAUAGUGUCGAAAUUUCAACU